Condylura cristata (star-nosed mole) is the source of this 642-nucleotide messenger RNA. Its product is annotated as mast cell protease 8-like. Bases 1 to 642 code for a protein of 213 amino acids. The transcript has 4 exons. Gene Ontology annotation, biological process: proteolysis. The record is from RefSeq and is a predicted model, not a curated record. Lineage: Eukaryota; Metazoa; Chordata; Mammalia; Eulipotyphla; Talpidae. Gene Ontology annotation, molecular function: serine-type endopeptidase activity. Gene Ontology annotation, cellular component: intracellular membrane-bounded organelle; cytoplasm.
AUGGCACUUAUAGAGUUCUAUGAUGACCAACGAGGUAAUAGGUACAGAUGUGGGGGUUUCCUGGUACGGGACAACUUCGUGAUGACAGCAGCUCACUGCCUUGGCAGUAAUAUGACUGUCACGCUCGGAGCUCACAACAUCAAAAAGAGGGAAAAAACCUGGCAGCUCAUCCCUGUGCUCAGAGCCUUACCCCACCCGGACUUCAGUGCUAAGAAAUUUAUCAAUGACAUCAUGCUGUUGAAGCUGAAAAACAAGGCCCAACUCAACAGCAAUGUACAGACAAUUGCCCUGCCGCAAGAGCAGGACCAGGUGAAGCCGGGGCAGGUGUGCAGCGUGGCAGGCUGGGGGAAAAUGGCUGAUGGCAAAUUUCCAGACACACUUCAGGAGGUGGAUCUGGAAGUGCAGGAUAAGCGAAAGUGCAGGAAUCUUCUCUCGCGAAAAUACAACAACUCCAUCCAGCUCUGUGUGGGAAAUCCUAAGUACAAGAAAGCCACUGGACGUGGGGACUCAGGGGGACCUUUAGUGUGUGACAGUGUGGCCCAGGGCAUCGUCAGCUAUGCUUACAAGCAGCCUCCCCGAAUCUUCACCAAGAUCUCCAGCUUCCUGCCCUGGAUCCACAACACAAUGAAACAUGUGGCAUAG